GGCUCUUGGAAAGACUUCAACUGGGUGAAGCCUUGACAUUCACUCCAUAUAGAGCAGGAUUUCAUGCCAUUUUAAUUUCUCACAUAGCAGGCCUCCACAAAUCAUCUUCAAGGAUUACUUCGACGCCACCGAAGCCAGUAAAUGAGGGCGACUUUAUGUGAUCUGAGAUGGUAAUAAAUGCAUGAAGGUGAGUGCCUUUUAAAGGGAAGGGGGAGCAGAUAUCUGGUUCUGGCAGAACCUUGAGUGGCCCUCCCCCCCCUGAUCCUGUUCCAGCUUCUCUCUCUUUCUCUCACCCCUCCCCUGCGCCUCUGGCCUGACACAUGCCACUUGAGAGCUCCUUAUAUAGACCCGACGGGCUUUUUGGAGGAAAGGGUAAACAAACCCAGCGCAGCCACCAGCACUUUGCGUCUGCUGCUUUUGAAAUCCCCACUUUUUCAUGGACACACAACAGAAAUCAUGGAGCCUCCCUCACAGGUGUCACUCCCAGAGAAGAGGCAGGAAAUGAAGAAACAAGAGGCUGAUGCCACAGUCUACAUGAAUUUCAUGAAAAGUCACAGCUGCUAUGAUGCCAUUCCAACCAGCUGUAAACUGGUCAUAUUUGAUACCAAACUACAAGUGAAAAAGGCCUUUUUUGCACUGGUGGCAAAUGGCUUGAGGGCGGCGCCGUUAUGGGACAGCAAGUUGCAGAGAUUUGUGGGUAUGCUGACUAUUACAGAUUUCAUCAACAUCCUCCAUUACUAUUACAGGUCCCCUAUGGUUCAAAUGUACGAGCUGGAGAGACACAAGAUCGAGACAUGGAGAGAUGUCUACCUGCAGUGUUCCAAUCACAUCCUCAUUAGUAUUUCUCCAGAGGCCAGCCUCUUUGAUGCCAUCUAUUUCUUACUUAAGUAUAAGAUCCACAGGCUGCCGGUCAUGGAUCCACAGUCUGGAAACGUCUUGCACAUUCUCACCCACAAAAGAAUCCUCAAGUUCCUCCACAUAUUUGAAAGAAAAGUUCCCAAGCCUGCGUUCAUGGGAAGGCAGAUCCAGGAGCUCGGGAUCGGAACUUUCAGGAACAUCGCCACUGUUCAGCAAACGGCAACGAUUUAUGAUGCCCUCGCCAUUUUUGUGGAAAGGCGGGUGUCUGCACUACCCGUGGUGGACGAACAAGGCAAAGUGGUGUCCCUCUACUCAAGAUUUGAUGUGAUUAAUCUAGCAGCCCAGAAGAGUUACAACAAUCUGGACAUACCGAUGCAGGAGGCCGUUCGCAGGCGCUCAUGUUUUGUCGAGGGAGUGAUCAAGUGCUACCCUGAUGAGACCUUGGAAACCAUCAUAGACCGGCUGGUCAACGCUGAGGUCCAUCGGCUGGUCCUGGUGGACAGGGCUGACGUGGUGAAGGGCAUCAUCUCUCUGUCUGACCUGCUGCAGGCCAUGGUCUUAACCCCUGCAGGUAUUGAUGCCCUUAUGUCUUAGCACCAGAGGACAGCAGGUCCCCUUCCCUCCUUUACCACCCGAGUACGCUUGAGUCCUGUACACAGCCAGAAAUCAACUUGAGACUGAAAUGAGAGAUCACAACAGGAAGAAAAAUCCCCUUACUGCGCUACUUUACAUUAAGAUGCCUUUUGUGAUCUAUGUGCUGUGUUCAAGAAACAAUAAUACCAGUGAGCUGACCUUGAUGCUGUAAUGAAUCUCUAUAGGUCUCCAGCACAA
Messenger RNA from Anarrhichthys ocellatus (wolf-eel), 1689 nucleotides. RefSeq names its product protein kinase, AMP-activated, gamma 3a non-catalytic subunit (gene prkag3a). NCBI's taxonomy places the organism in Eukaryota, Metazoa, Chordata, Actinopteri, Perciformes, Anarhichadidae. Gene Ontology annotation, biological process: regulation of catalytic activity; protein phosphorylation. The coding region runs from base 457 to 1452 and encodes 331 amino acids. The record is from RefSeq and is a predicted model, not a curated record. Gene Ontology annotation, molecular function: AMP binding; protein kinase binding; protein kinase regulator activity. The transcript is spliced from 13 exons. Gene Ontology annotation, cellular component: nucleotide-activated protein kinase complex; cytoplasm; nucleus.